This is a messenger RNA of Hevea brasiliensis (rubber tree), 813 nucleotides long. RefSeq names its product 40S ribosomal protein S11. The coding region runs from base 155 to 634 and encodes 159 amino acids. The record is from RefSeq and is a predicted model, not a curated record. Gene Ontology annotation, cellular component: cytosolic small ribosomal subunit; ribosome. Gene Ontology annotation, biological process: translation. The transcript has 6 exons. Lineage: Eukaryota; Viridiplantae; Streptophyta; Magnoliopsida; Malpighiales; Euphorbiaceae. Gene Ontology annotation, molecular function: structural constituent of ribosome.
UUUUAGUCAUUGGAGGGAUUAGGGCAACACGAGAACCCCCGUAUAUAUAUGAUCGCGCUCUGUCCGACCAGUUGGCGCUGGGACUAGGGUUUUUGUGUGCUUAGUUGGCUUGCUUUGCGACUUCAACCUCAGCGAAUUUCCUCUAUUGCGAGCCAUGGCAGAGCAGACCGAGAAGGCAUUUUUGAAGCAGCCCAAGGUAUUCCUGAGCUCGAAGAAAUCAGGGAAAGGAAAGAGGCCUGGAAAGGGAGGCAAUCGGUUCUGGAAGAGCAUUGGACUGGGCUUUAAAACACCCAGAGAGGCAAUUGAAGGGACAUAUAUUGAUAAAAAGUGCCCAUUUACUGGUACUGUUUCUAUCAGAGGCCGCAUACUUGCUGGCACUUGUCACAGUGCAAAGAUGAUGAGGACCAUCAUUGUUAGACGCAAUUACCUUCAUUUUAUUAAAAAAUACCAGAGGUAUGAGAAGCGGCACUCUAAUAUUCCAGCACACAUAUCCCCAUGCUUCCGUGUGAAAGAGGGAGAUCAUGUUAUUAUUGGCCAAUGCAGGCCUUUGUCCAAGACAGUGAGGUUCAAUGUUUUAAAAGUGAUUCCAGCUGGAUCUUCUGGUGGUGGAAAGAAAGCUUUCACAGCCAUGUGAGUUUCCCAGGGCUUAGAGAUGUUGAUUGUUUCUGUGAGGGAAAAUGACUUGAGAUUCGAAUUAGACGGUAGACAGUGUUCUUUCAAUUUUGUACUUGGGUUUUUAAAUCUUUGUAUGACAAUACAAGUUUUCUUGGGAAGUUGGUUCAUAAACUAUGCUGGCAAUGGUUAUUUUAUGCA